This is a messenger RNA of Vicia villosa (hairy vetch), 2871 nucleotides long. RefSeq lists its product as uncharacterized. NCBI's taxonomy places the organism in Eukaryota, Viridiplantae, Streptophyta, Magnoliopsida, Fabales, Fabaceae. Bases 1 to 2871 code for a protein of 956 amino acids. The record is from RefSeq and is a predicted model, not a curated record. The transcript is spliced from 7 exons. Gene Ontology annotation, biological process: telomere maintenance; DNA repair. Gene Ontology annotation, molecular function: DNA helicase activity.
AUGGAUCAGUUAUAUUUUGAUGGAAUGGCCAUUUCAAGUCAAUUAGGCUUCCCAGAUUUUUUUGUUACGUUUACUUGCAAUCCUGCUUGGCCGGAGAUAGAACGCGCUUUGUCGGGGACUGACUUAAAGCCACAUGAUAGACCUGGUCUCAUAACGAAAGUAUUCAAAAUCAAGUUUGACGAGCUCAUGACUAAUAUAACGAAACGUCACGUGCUUGGCAAGAAUAAAUAUCCAACACCAGCUGAUUUAGACAAAAUCAUAUCUGCAGAAAUUCCUGACCCAAAUGUACAUCCAACAUUGUACAAAUUGGUCUCGGCCCACAUGAUCCACGGCCCUUGCGGUGCAGCGCGGAUGAAUUCACCCUGCAUGAAAAACCGAAAAUGCUCCAAAUUCUUCCCGAAGCGUUUCCAAGAAGAUACUGUCGUUGAUGCAGAUGGCUAUCCCCUAUACAGAAGACGGGCUAAUUCCCAUGUCAUCCAAAAAAAUGGUGUCUCUUUGGACAAUCGACACGUUGUACCUUACAAUACAAGAUUCCUAUUGAAAUAUCAUGCACAUAUUAACAUGGAGUGGUGUAACCAAAUUACAUCAAUCAAAUAUCUAUUCAAAUAUAUUCACAAGGGAUUUGAUAGAAUCGGAGCAACAAUUUCAACUUCUAACAACGGAUCGGGAAACGACCGAGAGCCUGUUGAUGAAAUUAAACAGUAUCUGGAUUGUAGAUAUGUCUCCCCGAGUGAGGCGUGUUGGAGGAUUUAUUCCUACAACAUUCAUGGCAGGAAACCGGCGGUCGAACGUAUGUAUUAUCAUUUAGUAGGUGAGCAAGCAGUUUACUACCCGGAUCACGCGAGAAUGGAAAAUAUUUUGGAAAAGGCAAGUGUGACGGAGUCUAUGUUUACUGCUUGGUUUGUUGCUAACGCGAAAUACGAGGAGGCAAGGUCACUGACAUAUGGUCAAUUUGUCACUAAGUUUGUUUACGAGAAAAAGAGCAGAACAUGGAAACCGCGGAAAAAGGGCUUCACCAUUGGUCGUUUAAUUUGGGUUCCCCCAACCACUGGAGAGUUGUUUUACUUGCGACUGAUGUUGACUAUGGUUAAGGGACCCUUAACUUUUGAAGAAAUUCGCAAAGUUGGUGGGACGCAAUUAGAUACUUUCAGGGAUGCCUGCUUUGCCAUGGGAUUCCUAGAAGAUGACCGAGAAUACAUUGGGGCAAUACGCGAGGCGAGUGAAUGGGGUUCGGGGCAUUUUCUCCGCAAGCUUUUUUGUAGUAAUGCUUUUGUCCUCCGCUAUUUGGUGCUAACAGAAGAGGAGUUGAAGAAUUUGACAUUAACGGAAAUUGAAAAGAUACUACAAGAAAAUCGAAGAAGCCUCACCGACUUUAAACCAAUUCCAUAUCCUGAUGGAUACGUUCUACAACAAUUAGGGAAUAGGCUGAUUUAUGAUGAAUGGAGUUAUGAUGUGCCUACAAUGAGAACCCAAUUCACGUCACUUUUCAAUGCUCUGACAGGUGAGCAAAGGUCAAUAUUUGAUAAAAUUAUGGCGUCUGUUCGAGAUCAAAAGGGUGUUGUGUACUUCUUACAUGGUUACGGUGGAACUGGUAAAACUUACAUGUGGCGAACACUAGCAAGUGCAUUGAGGUCCAAACAUGAUAUAUGUCUUACCGUGGCAACGAGUGGUAUAGCUUCUUUAUUAUUGCCCGGUGGUAGAACGGCACAUUCUAAAUUCAAGAUACCGGUCCCAACAAUGGAGAAUUCAACAUGCAAGAUUGACUAUAAUGAUGACGUAGCAGAGCUUUUACGACAGACAAAGCUUAUUAUCUGGGAUGAAGCACCAAUGGAAAUCUUUGGUGGAAAGGUUGUUGUUUUCGGAGGUGAUUUUAGACAAAUUUUGCCCGUUGUUCCUAGAGGUAGUCGUUCUGAUAUCGUACAUUCUGCCAUAAAUGCUUCUUACAUAUGGCGUUCCGUCGAAGUUUUAACUUUAACACAUAACAUGCGACUGCAAUCCGGGCCAAAUGAAGCUGAAAAAAAGGAAAUUGCCGACUUCUCAAAGUGGCUGUUGCAAAUUGGUGAAGGCAAACUUUCUGAGCCAAAUGAUGGCUUCGCCGACAUUCAAAUGCCACCAGAACUAUUGAUCACAGAUUACACAGACCCAAUCGUUGCCAUCGUUAAUAGUACUUAUCCUGAUUUUACCGAAAAUUAUCAGUCUAACGACUACCUCAAAAGUAAGGCGAUACUUGCUUCUACGUUGGAAGUUGUUGAUCAAAUCAACAAUCACGUCCUUGAUCUGAUGCCAGGGGUCACCAAGGAUUACUACAGCUCAAACACUGUCGACAGGUCUGAAAUUCACGACACCAAUGUAGUCGAUAUACUCACACCAGAGUUUCUCAGUUCGCUAACUACUUCAGGUUUACCUAACCACCUCAUUAGGUUGAAGGUAGGAACACCUGUUAUGCUUAUGCGUAACAUAGAUCAGUCAGAGGGUCUGUGUAACGGUACAAGGGUAAUGAUAACUAAGAUGGGGAACCAUGUCAUCGAGGCGAAAAUAAUGGCGGGAAAAGGUUGUGGAAACUUGGUCUACAUCCCUCGAAUGGAUAUGUCUCCCUCGCAGUCUCCUUGGCCCUUCAAACUCAAACGGCGUCAAUUUCCAAUAAUUGUCUCAUAUGCGAUGACGAUCAAUAAAUCUCAAGGACAAUCUCUGGACACAGUAGGACUUUAUUUGCCAAGAGACGUAUUUACUCAUGGCCAAAUCUACGUGGCAUUGUCAAGGGUAACGACGAAGCAAGGAAUCAAAAUUUUGAUAUACGACGAAAGCGAAAAAUCGAAGUCUACUACUACAAAUGUUGUACUUAUUGCUUACUGUGCCAUGGGAAAACACUGA